AUGGUUCCCGCAAGGCCGCCACUCACCAGUCUCCAUGAUGUCGUCCUUGAAUACAUCACUGUCAACGCCUAUGCCUCUACCGCUCGAGCUCUCUUCAAUUCCAAUCAGGGAUCUUUGACCGGUAGCUCUGAAUUUGCACGGCUUCCUGUAGAUGGGUUGGGUCAGCCCGGGCCGUCGAAUGGCAUCACAAAGAAUGGGGCUGGGAACGGGAAUGUGCAGGGUGACCAUGGGGCCGAGGAAGGCAUGGAUGUCGACGAUGGGAACGUCGAUGACGAGGAAGCGGAAGAUGAGUUUGCCCACAAAGGGGAGAUCCCGGCAAGCAGAAUCGUCAUCGAUAAAGACAUGCUGCAGUCAAUCGAGCGUCGUCGAGAGAUACUCGACCACAUCCUGAACGGCUUCAUAGAGAGAGCUGUCGAGACGCUUCAAAAUCAUUUCCCAGACGUGCUCCGGGAUGUGCCCGAGGAACCCUCCUGGUCCACAUAUCACAGCGAUAGUACCGCAAAUUGCAAUGGCGGUACCCGCCUGCACGUUUCGCGAUCUCUUCAAUGGGAUAAUCAAGCAUCCCAUGAUACUCCCGUGUUCAACACUUCCAGCGACCCAUCACACGUGCGGCUCAACCUGCAGAUCCAACAGUUCAUCGAGUCAUUCCGGCAACUGAACCCCGGGUCAUCUACUUCCUCUCCCGCAUCUUCUAUAUCGUCCCUUGCCAACUCUCAGAUGAUGAACGGCGGAGGAGGCGUGACGCUCACGCAUGCUUUGACAUCGGCGCAGGGUCUGCACGCUGAAGCGAAGAAGCUGAAACCUGAAGUACGUGCAGUGUACAUGCAGGAGAUUAAAGAUGUGGGUGCGCUCUUUGCGUAUGAGAAUGUGGAACAGAGUCCUCUUGGGGGAUUUGUGAAACAAGAGCGUAGGAUAAGGCUUGCUGAGCAAGUGAAUCGGGCGAUCCUUGAAUCAAAAGGGACACCGGUAGAGUCACAGCUGGAAGAAUACACCAAACGGACACAAGCUAUAUACGCGUUACUGGGAGAGCAUCGCGUAGAUGUACAGCCGCCGUGGACCAGUGCGGAUGGUGCGGCCAAGGAACACGUAGCUGAAUUCUGGAAAUACUACGGCGAGCGGCCAUUCAGCCUUCAAGACUUUCUAGACUUUUCAUGGUGA
This is a messenger RNA of Cryptococcus wingfieldii CBS 7118, 1158 nucleotides long. RefSeq lists its product as hypothetical. Gene Ontology annotation, biological process: cell surface receptor signaling pathway; cytoskeleton organization. NCBI's taxonomy places the organism in Eukaryota, Fungi, Basidiomycota, Tremellomycetes, Tremellales, Cryptococcaceae. Gene Ontology annotation, cellular component: cytoplasm. The record is from RefSeq and is a predicted model, not a curated record. The transcript has 5 exons. The coding region runs from base 1 to 1158 and encodes 385 amino acids.